UCGGGCCAGCUGGACUGCAGCGCACGUCCAGGUGUCUGACGCUCUUCGGCUUGCCGCGGAGUUCCUCGGAUUCUGGGUUUGGUCAGUCCUGCCCCAAGGUUCGCUCCAUUCUCCGUCCCUUAACUCUCGUCUAGCUCCCCAAGCUCCCGAUCUCAGCAUCUGCAAAACGAAAUGGUCACAGCCAUGAAUGUCUCAAACGAAAUAGAGCAGAUAUUCCAGCCCUACAACUUCGAGCUGCUCCAGGACAUGAGGCCCUUUUUGGAGGAGUACUGGGCAACCUCAUUCCCCAUAGUUCUGGUCUACCUGCUGCUCAUCUUUGUGGGGCAGAAGUACAUGAAGUCACGGAAGGGCUUCAACCUCCAAGGGCCUCUCAUCCUUUGGUCCUUCUGCCUUACAGUCUUCAGUAUCCUCGGGGCAGUGAGGACAUGGGGAUUUAUGGUGGCUGUGCUCCUUAAGGGGAGCCUAAAGCAAACUGUGUGCUUCACCAACUCCACUGACAAUCCCAUAAUCAAAUUCUGGUUGCCUUUUGUUCUCAGCAAGAUCAUUGAACUUGGAGACACGGCCUUCAUCAUCCUGCGAAAGCGGCCACUCAUCUUUGUGCACUGGUACCACCACAGCACAGUGCUACUGUAUUCAAGCUUUGGAUACAAGGACAAGGUGGCUGCGGGCGGCUGGUUCAUGACCAUGAACUACGGUGUACAUGCCAUCAUGUACACCUACUAUACUCUGAGAGCUGCCAAAGUGAAGCCCCCCAAGUGGUUUCCCAUGUUCAUCACCAGCCUGCAGAUCCUGCAGAUGUUUUUAGGAGCAACUGUCAGUAUCCUGACCUACAUCUGGAAGCAGGAUCAGGGAUGCCACACCACAACGGAACAACUCUUCUGGUCCUUCAUGUUGUAUAUGACCUAUUUCCUCCUCUUUGCCCAGUUCUUCCACCAAAACUACAUUAUUCCCAAGGCCAAAGCCAAGACCAAGAGCCAGUGAAAGGCUGGAGAAUAAGAAGCCCCAAGCUCUCUCCUCCCCAAGGCACUGAGGGGCAGAGCUUAGGUUUGGGAGAAUGAUUAGGAUGCCUUUCCUUCAUGAUUUCCCCAAAGGAUGUGUGCCCUAAGGUUGCAGAAAUUGUCACCCCUGGGAUGGGGGUGUCAUCUAGUACUUUGAUGUUUCUGCUUUUAACGUGAAGGCCACGUGGGCGCUGGGAGGGGUUAAAACUAAGGAGGCUCCCCGGAGCUGAGUUAUAGUUACAUAAGUCUUUCUUCUCCUUGAUUUUUUUUUUUUCUUUUUAGGGCC
Phacochoerus africanus (Common warthog) is the source of this 1284-nucleotide messenger RNA. It is a transcript of the gene ELOVL3, whose product is annotated as ELOVL fatty acid elongase 3. The record is from RefSeq and is a predicted model, not a curated record. NCBI's taxonomy places the organism in Eukaryota, Metazoa, Chordata, Mammalia, Artiodactyla, Suidae. Gene Ontology annotation, biological process: sphingolipid biosynthetic process; fatty acid elongation, saturated fatty acid; fatty acid elongation, polyunsaturated fatty acid. Gene Ontology annotation, molecular function: fatty acid elongase activity. Gene Ontology annotation, cellular component: endoplasmic reticulum; endoplasmic reticulum membrane.